CCUUGGGCUAGGGGAGGAAAGUGACGUGUAGAGAAGGCACAGUAUAUCCCUCGCCUCUAAGACAGUAUUUUGAAAACUCAUUAUUGACAGUUGUCCUUCUUGCGCACCAUGGCUGACGACAAGUACUCCGUAUUACUUCCGACAUAUAACGAGAAAGAUAAUUUACCCAUUAUUAUAUGGUUGCUGUGUAAAUAUUUUGAGGAAAGUGGCAUCAACUUCGAGAUAAUAGUAAUAGAUGACGGGUCACCAGAUGGCACACUCGAAGUUGGAAAAAAGUUACAAGAAAUAUACGGUGACAACAGAAUAGUUUUGCGUCCAAGGGCAAAGAAACUUGGCCUCGGAACUGCAUACAUCCACGGCAUAAAGCAUGCCAGUGGAAACUUUGUCAUCAUCAUGGAUGCUGAUUUAUCUCAUCAUCCAAAGUUUAUUCCUGAGUUCAUCAAGACACAAAAAGAAGGCAACCUUGAUGUGGUGUCUGGAACUCGUUAUAGUGGAGACGGAGGUGUAUAUGGAUGGGACCUAAAGCGUAAAGUGAUCAGUCGAGGCGCCAACUAUCUUGCUCAGAUCCUUCUCAGGCCUGGAGCUUCAGACCUCACUGGUUCAUUUAGAUUAUACCGUAAGGAGGUGCUACAGAAGUUGGUGGAGUCAUGUGUCAGUAAAGGCUAUGUAUUCCAGAUGGAAAUGAUAAUCCGUGCCAGACAAUUUGGAUAUACUAUUGGAGAGGUUCCAAUCAGCUUCGUGGACCGUGUUUAUGGUGAGAGUAAGUUAGGAGGAUCAGAAAUUAUUGGAUAUGUUAAGGGUCUUCUGUAUCUUUUUGCUUCAACAUAAAGUUUAGAGGUGGGAAUCUGUUUUCAUGACCUGUAAUCUCUUCUAUUUUUCAGUAAAAAAAAAAAAAAAUCUUAUAAUAAAAUUGAAUAAUGAUGAGACCUUAGU
Messenger RNA from Homarus americanus (American lobster), 933 nucleotides. RefSeq names its product dolichol-phosphate mannosyltransferase subunit 1-like (gene Dpm1). Gene Ontology annotation, molecular function: dolichyl-phosphate beta-D-mannosyltransferase activity. Gene Ontology annotation, biological process: GPI anchor biosynthetic process; protein O-linked glycosylation via mannose. Gene Ontology annotation, cellular component: endoplasmic reticulum membrane. Bases 109 to 828 code for a protein of 239 amino acids. NCBI's taxonomy places the organism in Eukaryota, Metazoa, Arthropoda, Malacostraca, Decapoda, Nephropidae. The record is from RefSeq and is a predicted model, not a curated record. The transcript is spliced from 6 exons.